GCAUGUAUGUUCAGCUUGCAGCAGUCAUAGCAGUUGACAGGUAGAAAUUCCAAGCGAAUCUGCGGUUGACUCGAACCGCUAGUCCGCACUCGGUUGAUCUCGAACGCACACCGGACAUCACGAAGAAAAGCAUCUGGUACUCCACCCUUUCGGUCCAAUCACCGUCACCCGGUUUUCAAUCUCUUGCCCUCGACAACUGCGUACACACGAGUCUCUGGGAGGCAGAAACUGUCUCCACGACUCGAGACUCGAAAUUGACGACGAAGAUGUCUGGACCAGAUAAUAACGAUGUCACGCCGAUGUAUAACGGUGUUCCGACUCCCGUAUCCACUCGGGUCUAUGCUCGACAAGGACCGACCAUGACGAGCCAUUCGAGCUUUCUCUCCCCCUACCUCGGUUCUGAGCCGGCUUCUUCGUCGUCUUCGGGUCCUCCUGGUCAAUCACAGGAACAACUCCAGGUCUCGUCUUCUUCCUCUUCCUCGUCGCCAUCGGGCCCAUCCCCAUCGACUUCGAACCCUGCAUCACCCACCAAACGUACCAAUCCAUCACGUAACCCUUCACAAAGACGACCCCCCAACUUGACUUCGCGAUCGACGAUGAUGCGUCGACGAGCCGCUCUCGAAGAUCUCUGUCUCGGUGUAGAAGGGGUGCCUAUGCACAGGGAGAUGCUCAACGACUUCACGAGCGUGGUCAAGAGGGUGUUUGGGACCAAAAUGAGUAUGGUAUCGAUCAUGAGAGAUGAGAUCGAGAUGAUAGGGAUGCGAGGUGAAAAGCCGGCCGAUCUACAAUGUCCCAGCGAAAAUUCGGUCUGCCCUCAUAUCAUCAACUCGACCACGCCCCAAUCUAUCACCUACCGAGACCUCGACAAGACCGAAAAUAAGAUCCGCCAGAUGAACGUGUGGAAACGGCUACUCUAUCCAGAGGCCAUCCAGCGGCGUGGGCUGAAAGGCGGGAUCGAUGACGAUAAGGACGACGUGAAUAAUCAGGAGAGAUUAAGGUUUUAUGCUGCGGUGCCUCUGGUCAUUCGCUGGCCGGGUGAUGCGCCGGAUGAAGAACCAGCUGCAGGUGAAUGGGACGACACCCCGCUAGGGGAAGAGCAGCGACCGGUCAUGUCACCCACGUCGUCUUCCGUGGCGAUCUCUCCCCGUUCGUCAUCAUCAUCGCCCACCCCAGGGUCUCCUCGUCGGACGUAUAAACCGUCGUCCAUCAAGGACCGCCAUCUCCCGCACGAUCUGAUCACGCUCGGUACGCUUUGUAUCCUGGAUACCGAGCCCAGACCGAAUUUCAGCUCGGAAGAGGAGGAGACAUUGAGACAGCUCGGGGAUCUGUUGGUCAGGCUCAUCUGCACGGAGCAGAGCGAGGGAUGGGCUAUGCGUGAGGUCGGAGGAUAUAAAGUGAUUAUCGAUUUCUUGCAUCGCACGGCCUUGUCCGAUCAGAUGACGUUUGUCACCGAACAAGCAGAGAAUGAGCCGACGGGAAAACUCGUCGACAGGUCACAAAAGCCCGAAGAUUCGAUCCCGCAGACGCCAGGGUCAGAGGUCGGCUCGUUCAUGAGCAAGAAAUACGACGCCAGCUUCAUGGUCAUGCCGGACGACGGCGAGGAGAAACGCUCCGAGUCCGAGCUAUACGAUGAUGCCAUCUGCUCGAUCUGUGACAUUAUCGAAGACUGCGCGGUCGUGCUGUUGGAUGUUUCGCAAUAUCGGAUAUUUUUGAAACGCGAAGAGGGGGCCAAGAACGAUCUUCAUCAUGCGCUUGUCGAUCACGACGAACCAUUCCUCAGUAGCGGAUACGAUAUCCGGCCGCUGGCCAACUUGAUGCCGGGUGCCCUGCAGACGGCAUCUACUCGCGAUCUGGUCGUCAAGCGGAUCCGGAGGAAAAGGGAAAACGGCCAGUCCGUUGGUCCCAGACGACUAGCUGCCAAGGUCGCCGAUAUCUCGUUCCACUCGCCGUUCAACCAGGACGAAGAGGUGUUCUCCGAGGGUGUGGGCAAGCUGCUACGGCGGAUGCUCUUGAGCGACCAGUAUUGGUACAAUGAGGGUGGUUCGACCGACUCGGACGAUCCUCAGAUUCUGGCAGAGGUCGCACCUGGCGCUCAGUGGAUAUUGGCUUUGCCUGUGUGGCAUUCUGAUGGGAGCCCCUUCAAGGUGCUCGUCAUAGCUUGGGAUCAUCAGCCUGCACGGAUGGACGAGACGGAACGGUUUGUACGCGGGAUUGUGGCUGGAGUGUCGGCUGCCAUGACUAUUCGCAAGGCCAGAUUGCUGGAAAAAGCACAGAGCACAUUCUCCAAGGUUCAGGCGCAUGAGCUUCGUACGCCAAUCCAUCAGAUCAAGAACAUUGCUACCUUACUCCGAUCGGCCGUCACCGAUGGUGCUCCGCGCGACAAUGUCUUGACCGCCAUCAAAGACAUCGAGGUGGCCAGUCAGCGCCUCGAGAUGGUGACCAACAACAUCCUCAGCUAUUUCGAAGUCCAGAGCGACGGUGGAGAAUCGAAAGAAUCGCUCCAGGCCAUCACUGAGCGGAAUAUGACCAAGGAGAACACCGCACGAACGCUCGAAGUCAUGCUCGCCGAUCUCGUCGAGGCUCUUGUUUCGACCGACACGAAUGCGCGACUCCAGGAAGAGGAGACGCAGCCGGAGAUUGAGAUCAUCAUGGAGAUCGUACCUCCGUUUCUCGGUGAGACGGUCGAGGAGGAUCGGAACGGCAACCUCGCAAGGGCCAUGGGCAACAUCAUCUCGAACGCGCUCGCUUAUAUAGAUCAACCCAAAGGUUUCGUUCACAUCAUCAUUGACGAUGUCCCCAGCCUAUUGCCGCCGAGCGGCUACGCAGACUUGUCUUUGACCAAAAACGUCAGCAUUCAAAUCCAGGAUAGCGGGAUCGGGAUGGAUCGAGAAUAUCUCGAGUACCAUUAUUUCCGUCCGAUGAAAAAGGAAAAUGCGCUGAAACCUGGAAGCGGUCUCUCGGUGCAUAUCGCCCAGCGGCUCGUUCAUACGCUGGGGGGUAACAUUGCGGUCAGCUCACAGAGCGGAAUGGGCACGACCGUGCACAUCGAGGUACCGCUUAUGCGCAGACGGAUGACCCACGCAGUCACCGCAGCCGUCAAGCCCGGUGACCCGGAUAAAGUAGCGAGCAACAUUGAGGAGACCCAGCCGAGCAAAGCUUGCUACCUGUCUGGAUUUUUUGGUGAAGAACGCGGGCUGGGAUUGAACAAUGCUGGAAAGGCUCUCGGCCGGUCGAUUGAACGACUCGGCUGCAAGGUCGUUCAAGACAUCUCCCAAGCUGAUCUGAUCCUGCGCAACGUCUCGAUCGGACGCAAAAUCGACUUUGGACAGGCCCGUGAAAAGUGUCCGGCGGGUGAACUCGUCCUGCUAUAUGGCAUGGAAGAUCAACGUCAAGAGGUUGAAGCCGUCGCUUCGGAGAACAACAUGCGGUACUUCAAACGCCCGCUCAUCCCCUCGGUUCUCCGGGAUGUCCUGUUUAGGGAGAAAGAGCAGAUCGCCCGACGUCGUCAGAUCCGCGAUGGGCAAAAUCCUGCCAGUCCCGGGGUGAGAGAACCCAAAAGGCCGCCUUCGACGGAGAAGAGACCGGCGUUGAAACACAGGGCGAGCCCACCUGUGCAAAUGGGUGCGACCGCCCCGAUCUUGGUCGUCGAGGACAACCCCAUCAACCGAAAGAUCCUGGUGCAGUACCUCAAGAAGAACUGGCCGGUACAUCAAGCUGUCGACGGGGAGCAAGCACUCGACGUGUUCAAGCAGGAGACUGGACCGUGUGUCGUCCUGCUCGAUAUCAACAUGCCAAAACUGAACGGUUUCGAGACCUCCGUCCAAAUGCGUAGGAUCGAAAAGGAACAAGGACGUCAAGCAUCACAGAUCGUCGCUGUGACGGCGCUAUCGAGCGAAGAACACCGGUCACGUGGACUUAACGAGUGCGGGAUGGACGAAUGGCUGGUCAAGCCUACCAAUAGACAACAGAUCAUUGACGCGGUGCAUACCGCACAAAAGGCCAUUGCGAAACGACUGGCCGAGGUCUCUUCCGAUCGAGAUCAAGCAAGUCCCGAUUUGACGUCUUCUGAGCAGACAUAGCAUAGAAUAUAGCAUGGCAUAGUGUUUUGGACGGCAUUGGGAUAGAACGGGCGUUCCGGCACGCACCGUCGAGGACUGGGUUUUCGAUGCGACAUGAGGAUCUCGUAGCAUGGACAGUGCCUUCUAGAGGACAACGGGUUUCGGUAACGUGGAUAUUGCGGGCAUUUGGUAUGUUGUAUGUAUCACGGGAUAGAUUGGCAGCAAGGGUUGUACGUAUGCAUACAUGAUACAGUACUAUGUGGUUAGG
Molecule: messenger RNA, 4326 nt
Organism: Filobasidium floriforme
Lineage: Eukaryota; Fungi; Basidiomycota; Tremellomycetes; Filobasidiales; Filobasidiaceae
Exons: 12
Coding region: 267-4079 (1270 amino acids)
Biological process (GO): protein autophosphorylation; phosphorelay signal transduction system
Molecular function (GO): histidine phosphotransfer kinase activity; phosphorelay sensor kinase activity
Source: RefSeq, a predicted model, not a curated record